AUGCAAUCGAAUCCAGUCACUGCAACAGCUGAACCAGGCCCUAUAACCAUUACUCUAUCUCGCUUCCAUCUCAAAUUAUUUAUUUUCCAGGUCUUCCAACGACGUUUCGACGGCUCCGUCAAUUUUUACAGGACUUGGUUGGAGUACGAGGAUGGAUUCGGUAAUCUGAAGGGAGAAUUCUGGCUUGGAAACCGUUUCAUAAGUCAGUACACAUCUGGCAAGAGUAACUUCACACUGAAGGUGAUUGCUGUAGCCUUCGACUUAAAAAGAGCGAGUGGCUACUUGUACGACUUCAAAGUGGCUGGUGGUAGUUUGAAUUAUAUGAUAAUGUACUCGUCCUCCAUCAUCACCACCGUCAUCAUAUUUUCAUCAGCUUGCUUCAUCCAGAAUAAUCAGUCGUUUUCCACUUGGGAUAGAGAUAAUGAUGGGUUGCAGACAAAUUGUGCGAUGUAUUACAAAGGAGCUUGGUGGUACUACGACUGCCACUUCAGUAAUUUCAACGGCUUCUAUUACGCCGGUGGCUACCACAGCUCGUUCGCUGAUGGCUUGGAUUGGCUACAAUUUAAAGGGUACUACGAAUCGAUGAGGAUGACCUGGAUGAUGAUUAUGAAAAGUGGAUAA
Molecule: messenger RNA, 621 nt
Organism: Helobdella robusta
Lineage: Eukaryota; Metazoa; Annelida; Clitellata; Rhynchobdellida; Glossiphoniidae
Exons: 4
Coding region: 1-621 (206 amino acids)
Source: RefSeq, a predicted model, not a curated record